This is a messenger RNA of Dryobates pubescens (Downy woodpecker), 3483 nucleotides long. RefSeq names its product tweety family member 2 (gene TTYH2). The transcript is spliced from 15 exons. Bases 118 to 1698 code for a protein of 526 amino acids. Gene Ontology annotation, molecular function: intracellularly calcium-gated chloride channel activity; volume-sensitive chloride channel activity. The record is from RefSeq and is a predicted model, not a curated record. Lineage: Eukaryota; Metazoa; Chordata; Aves; Piciformes; Picidae. Gene Ontology annotation, cellular component: plasma membrane.
CGGGGCGCUGUCGGGGGGCGGGCCAAGCCCCGCGGCGUGGCGGUUCGGCGCCCCCCGCCACCGCCGGCCCCAGCGCGGCCCCAGCCGGCCCCGCCGGUACCCCCCCGCGGCGCCGCCAUGCCGCCCGCCCGCCCCGAGUACCUGCCGCCGUGGUGGGCGGCCUGGCUGCACGGGCUCCCGCACCGCGGCCUGCGCCUCCAGCCCGUGCCCGCCGACUUCCGACCGCGGGACCCCGACUACCAGCAGUCGCUGCUUUUCCUGGGAUUGGUGGCCGCCGUCUGCCUCGGCCUCAACCUCCUCUUCCUCACCGUCUACCUGAUCUGCCUGUGCUGCUGCAAGAGGGACCAUGAGCCUGAGACCAAGCGACCCCACUCCUGCUGUGUCACCUGGAUGGCUGUCACCGCUGGGCUCAUCUGCUGCACAGCUGUUGGCAUCGGCUUCUACGGGAACAGUGAGACCAACGAUGGAGUGUACCAGCUACUCUAUGCCCUUGACCAUGCCAAUCAUACCCUGACUGGCAUCGACACACUGGUUGCAGGCACCACGCUGCAGAUGCAGGUGGCCUUGGAGCAGCACCUGGUACAGCUGAAUGAGCUCUUAGCCACACGGGGGGACUACCUGCAGACCCUCAAGUUCAUGCAGCAGUUGUCCAGCAGCAUCGUCCUCCAACUCUCAGGGCUGCCCACCUGGCAGGGCACCAGUGCCAACCUCACCGUGCUGGCCAGCGAAGUCGCCUACAUUGAGUAUUACCGGUGGCUGGCUUAUCUCCUCUUCUUCAUCCUCGUCCUCACCGUCUGCCUCCUGGCUUGCCUGGGGCUGGCCAAGCGCUCUCGCUGCCUCCUCACCACGAUGCUGUGCUGUGGGCUGCUGACCCUCAUCCUCAGCUGGGCUUCCAUGGCUCUGGACACAGCAGCAGCAGUGGGUACCAGCGACUUCUGUGUGGCCCCAGAUAAAUUCAUCAUGAAUGAGACAGAGAGUGAGAUCACUGCAGAGGUGGUUCACUAUUACCUGUACUGUGAGCAGAGCCUGAGCAACCCCUUCCAGCAGGCUCUCACCGUCUUCCAGCGCUCACUCACCACUAUGCAGAUCCAGAUCCAGGGCCUCAUACAGUUUGCUCUGCCCCUCUUCCCAACAGCUGAGAAAGACCUUCUGGGGGUCCAGCAGCUCCUCAACUCCUCAGAGACCAGCCUACACCAGCUCACAGCUAUGCUGGACUGCCGGGGGCUGCACAAGGACUACCUGGACGCUCUCAUUGGCAUCUGCUAUGAUGGGGUAGAGGGUUUGCUCUAUUUGAUCCUCUUCUCCUUGUUGGUGGCCGCCUGCUUCUCUGCCAUCAUCUGUGCCACGCCUCACGCCUGGAAGCUCUUCACUGGCCGGGACCAGGACUAUGAUGACAUGGACGAGGAGGACCCCUUCAACCCGCAGGCACGCCGCAUCGCCAGCCACAACCCGGCGCGGGGGCAGCUCCGCAGCUUCUGCAGCUACAGCAGCAGCCUGGGCAGCCAGAGCAGCCUCCACCCCCCAGCCCAGACCAUCUCCAACGCCCCCGUCUCCGAGUACAUGAACCAGGCCGUGCUCUUCGGGGGAAACCCACGCUACGAGAACGUGCCCCUGAUCGGCAGAGGCUCUCCUCCUCCCACGUUGCCCAUCAAGAUACUCCCCGAGCAUGCGAGCCACCUACCUGUCUGUCACCGAUGAGCAGAUCAGGCACCACGGCACCGAGUUCCCAGCCUAACCUGCUCGCCCCGAGCGGCCGGCAGGAGGAGGAGAAAUCGCCGCCGGCAUUUCCCUAACGGCAACCAAAGACACCUGGAAAAGGCGGUGGGGAAGGCAGCGGCGGCAGCCGGAGCGCCAGCCCCGCCGGUGGGGAGCCCUCUGCCCCCCUUUCCCCCUCCUUUCCCCCUCGGCAGCUUCUCGGUCUGAAGUCUUCCUGCCUUACGGGUGGCAGCAGCUCUGGGACCAAACCCUGGCCGCAGGCGGGCGGUGCCGCGGCCAGGCAGGACUGGAGAUGCUUCACACACCUGUGCCGGCUCCUCCAUCCCCACCCCAUCUCCACCAGCUCGGGGAUGUUUUACGCCACAGAAGGGAGUUUACUCCAGCUCCCUCUUACUGGAGCACAAAGCCUGGGACCACGGGCUGCCCCCCAGCCCCUUGGGGAGGGGUCCCAGCAGCGGUCCCUUCACUCCUGUAGCAAUGCAGUACCAACCACUAGUGAUCCCAGACCCUUCCCGGCACCUGGGGGGACAGUGGCUGCUCCCCUCUGCCAGCUCCACGUGCCCCCCUGGCUGUUCCACCCUGGCCCCAGGUUCAGAAGCUGUAGAAUUAGGGAUGAUUUGGCCUUGCUGGUUUUUCCUUUGCUUUUACUCCUGGGUUUUAUGAGUUGUCUACAGGGCAGGGGUGCAGUGUAACUCGCUGCCUCUGUCCCACGAUGAGGUUUCCUGCAGUGCAUGUUGGUAGCAAGGUUUUGGCUGGUUUGUAGGCUCUUUUUUGGUGAUUCAGCUUCCCAGGGCAGGCAGGCCAGCAGUAAGGGCUGGGGCAGGCUCCCCUCCUUCUGCAGGACAGCCCUGGAGAAAGUAUGAAACCCCUAUGAGAGUGUCAGGGACAUCCCUGGGGAAGGAUGCAGUCCUGGGGAGCUUGCCUGGCAUUGCCAGGGUUUCAGGUGAAGCAGCUCUGGGAGCUGAGGAGCCAGAGGGAACCAGCAUGAGCUAAACCAGAUCAUUUGUGACUGCCCAUUUCAGCAUGGGCUGCCUUGGGAGGAUGUGAGCAAAGUCCCCUUCCCCACAGCAGUCCCUCGCUCACUGUGAGCAGGGAGACCCCCUGCUCCAUCCCACUGCCUGGGGAUGGACCCAGAAAUCCCAGCCUAAAGGGUGCAGACAGGGUAGUGGGCGUUUUCAUGCCCACUCACCUUUCAGGUCCCUUUCCAGGGCAAGUUCAGCUCUGGUUACCACAUUUGACACCGCAGCAGUGGCUUCACCAGGGUUUGCUUCGCUCCAGGGCUCUUCCUGUACCCACACCAUCAGAGGGCAAAGGUUUUCCCUGUCUGGUGGUGGUUACCCAUCCCUUCCCUCCCUGCUUUUUGGCUAACAGCGCUGCAGCUGGGCAGCCCUUUGAGGGUGGCCAGGCUGUCCCCCUUGGGCAAGCUGGGGGGGAGGUCUUACUUGAUAGCAGUGACUCACUGUGUCUUUUAAAGAUAACCUGUACAUAUCCGUCAGUCCCCUAACGCCGUCUGUCUGUGGUACGUGUGACUAGCAUUACUUGCUGUUGGAAACUUCCAGGGGGUGUUUAUUGAUUGGGUUUUUUGGGGUUGGGGUUUUUGUUUGUUUGUUUGUUUUUGGCUUUUAAUGUUUGGAUGUAAUGGUACUGGUAGAAGAGCUGUUUUUAAAACGCAUGUGAACUAACCUCAUUCGGACUCCAUCUAGGAGCUGGAGUCCAGCCUGAUUUGUAUGUGCCCUUUGGGGGAAGAGACAAUAAACACUUGUACUA